CUGUGUUGUCAGUACUGACUGCCAAAAUCGAGCCGAGUGGAGGAAAAAUUUGGGAAUUUUCUUCAUAGGGGGAUUUUAACUUUGCUGCUCCUACACCGAAGAAACUAUAGCAAUUAAUUAAAAACUCAAUAAAAAUGGCUUGCAACGCUAGCAAAGUUCCCAUGUUGCGUGUUAUUGCUAAACGCGGAUAUUCUGCAUCUGCCUGCCCCAGGCCUGUGGGUCAAGCUGCUGCAGUCCAAACCAAACAACUUGACAACAAAGUUGUUGUAGCAUCGGCUGAGGCCCAAUUGCCCGUCACUCGUGUAUCUGUAGUUUUCGGUGCUGGUUCUCGCAAUGAAACUUACGAAUCCCAAGGUGCUACUCAUAUGUUGAGAGUUGCUGCUGGUUUGACAAAUAAGAACUCUACUGGAUUUGCCGUGACCCGCAACAUUCAACAGAAAGGUGGCAAUUUGAGUGUGACAUCUGACCGUGAAGUUGUGGCAUAUACCGUCGAAACCACUGCCAACAACAUGGAGGUUGGUUUGCAAUACUUGCAGGAUGUUAUCCAACCCGCUUUCAAACCCUGGGAAUUGGCCGACAUUGUGCCAUUUGUUAAGAACCAAGUAGCUUGUGUUCCUCAUCAGGUUCAAGCCGUCGAAUUGUUGCACAAGGCUGCUUUCCGCAAUGGCUUGGGUAACUCGGUUUACGUCCCCAAAUUCCAAAUUGGCAAGUUAUCCAGUGAGACCAUGUUGCACUACGUAGCCAACAACUUCACUGCUGGACGUUGCGCUGUCGUCGGCGUGGGUGUAGAUCACAAUGCUUUGGUUGGUUUUGCCCAAAGUUUGGAGAUGCCUACUGGUGGCAAGUCGGGUUCGGCUUCCAACUACUAUGGUGGUGAUGCCCGCAAGGAUACUCCCGGCAAUGUAGCCCAUGUUGCAGUUGCAGGUCCUGGAGGAGCUGUUAGCAACCCAAAGGAAGCUUUGGCUUUUGCCGUUCUACAAUGUGCUCUUGGUGCCGGAGCUGCAACCAAGCGCGGUGCCGUCAAUGGCCCCUUCGGCAAAGCUCUCUCCUCUGCCCUUGGUGAUGCUAGCGCUAGGUUCGCUGCUUUGAAUGCCAGCUAUGCCGAUGCCGGUCUGUUCGGCUUUGUUGUUUCCACUGAAGCCCAAAAUGCUGGCAAAGCCGUUGAUGCUCUUGCCCGCGCCUUGAAAUCUGGCUCCGUAUCCGCAGAUGAUGUCAACCGCGGCAAGGCAUUGCUUAAGGUUGCUGUUUUGGACGCCUAUGCUACCGACAGUUCGCUUAUCGCCGAAAUGGGCUUGCAAGCCGUCCUCACCAAGGAUGUCCAAAGCGCGGACGCUGUUGUCGCCGCUAUUGAUGGUAUUACUCAACAAGAUGUACAGUCUGCCGCCAAGAAGGCCGGUUCCUCCAAAUUGUCUGUAGGCGCUGUAGGAAAUUUGGCCCACGUCCCAUAUUCUUCGGAUUUAGCUUAAAUAAACCAUCAAAACUUUUUUCAUAAAAAAAAUAAUUUAAUGUUAAAUAAUUGUAAUGCAGAAUGUAAAAACAAAUGAGGGGCUAUCUACAAAUGAUGAAAACAACCAUAACCAAAAAUCAAGUAUGUUGUAAUUUUAAUAUAGCCACAAUAAUCCACAAACCAUAUUAGUCAAGUGAAACGAUCGAUUAGUGAUAAAUGGAAGAGCGUUCUAAGAAAAGUAAAAUAAAAGCCAAACAUUACAACAAGGAAA
Molecule: messenger RNA, 1718 nt
Organism: Stomoxys calcitrans (stable fly)
Lineage: Eukaryota; Metazoa; Arthropoda; Insecta; Diptera; Muscidae
Gene: UQCR-C2
Product: cytochrome b-c1 complex subunit 2, mitochondrial
Exons: 4
Coding region: 135-1466 (443 amino acids)
Cellular component (GO): mitochondrion
Molecular function (GO): metal ion binding
Source: RefSeq, a predicted model, not a curated record